This is a messenger RNA of Monoraphidium neglectum, 411 nucleotides long. RefSeq lists its product as hypothetical. Gene Ontology annotation, molecular function: starch binding. The transcript is spliced from 3 exons. The record is from RefSeq and is a predicted model, not a curated record. Lineage: Eukaryota; Viridiplantae; Chlorophyta; Chlorophyceae; Sphaeropleales; Selenastraceae. The coding region runs from base 1 to 411 and encodes 136 amino acids.
AUGACCUGGUCCGAGGGUGAUCUCUGGAACGUGACCCUUGACCUCGAUGCGGGCAUGGUGUACGAGUACAAGUAUGUCGUGGUGAACUACGACGGCCACUCAGCUGCCGCGUGGCAGCAGGGCAGCAACGCCUGGGGCGACAAGCGGGUCGAGGUAUUUGACAAUUGGGCCAACGGUCCCGGCGCGGUGGUCGUGACAAACGGCGUGGAGGCGACCCGCGAGAGGAAGCUGCUCGCGUGGGCGGGUGACUACGUGGCGCAGCGGUUCGAGCUGGCGCGCGCCAAGGCGGAGCUGUCGCAGGUGAGCGCGGUUGGCGCGGCGGGCGCGGUUAGCGCGGCCGGCGCGCCGCGCAAGGGGACCGGCGGCAAUGCAGUGUCGGCGGCAGGGAUCAAACCCAGUUGGCGCCCCUGA